Molecule: messenger RNA, 414 nt
Organism: Paramuricea clavata
Lineage: Eukaryota; Metazoa; Cnidaria; Anthozoa; Malacalcyonacea; Plexauridae
Source: the annotation of a GenBank genome assembly
AAGGUGAGACCAAAACAAACUGCUUGUUCGAAAUCGUGGUGGAAACAAAUUAAACGCCUUACUGGAAAGGAAAAAGACAGUGUUACAUUAGUAGAUCCGGGAACAGAACUUGAAUUGAAUAAUAAUCAAUCAGUCACUACCAUUAAUGAUUUCUUCGCGGAUCUUACUAAGGAUUAUCCCCGGAUAAACAAGGAAUGGACCGAUUUAGAAUGUCCGGAUAGUCUCCCAAGCAUCAGUGAGGAAGAUGUCCGAAAACAGCUUAUGAAAAUUAAUAUCAAUAAAGACCCGAGGCCAAAUGACCUGUUUCUUUUCUUGAAGGAAUUUGCAGAUGUAUUGGCAGUUCCACUGACAAAGAUUUUUAACGAUUCAUUUAGAGGAAAGUACUUCCAAAAAUAUAGAAACAAUAUAAAUUAA